AUGACGGAGGCCUAUAAUUGUUCAGUAAGACUAACUAAUGGUAUCUUCACUGGUGCAGCACCGUUCUUCAGUGCUAUGUGUGACGAUGGAUAUCAGAUUAUUGGGAACAGAAAUGUUACAUGCUUGACCGCUGUAGCAACAACAACUCCACCUAAUUGCAAACCCUAUAAUUGCUCAGUAAGACUAACUAAUGGUAUCUUCACUGGUACAGCACCGUUCUUCAGUGCUAUUUGUGACGAUGGAUAUCAGAUUCUUGGGAACAGAAAUGUAACAUGCUUGACCGAUGUAGCAACAACAACUCCACCUAAUUGCAAACCCUAUAAUUGUUCACCUAGAUUAACUAAUGGUAUCUUCACUGGUACAGCACCGUUCUUCAGUGCUAUGUGCGACGAUGGAUAUCAGAUUAUUGGGAACAGAAAUGUUACAUGCUUGACCGCUGUAGCGACAACAACUCCACCUAGUUGCAAACGAGUCUCUUGUCCACUUUUGACACAUCCAAGAAAUGGUUCAGUCUCUCCAGGAGAUAACAAGUUUGAAACAAUCAGAAACUACACUUGUAAUGACAGAUUCGAAUUGAUUGGUUUUGCUACAACUACAUGUCGCUUUAAUGGAGUUUGGUCUGCACCUCAGCCAACUUGCCAACGCAUCAUGUGUCCAGCUGAUCCACCGUCGAUUGCUAAUGGUUACAUCAGCGCAGUGUUUUCUAGUUUUUUUCCCGGAGAUACAGCGAAGGCAUCAUGCCUUCCAGGAUAUCAGCGAACAGGAGCAGCGGCAAUCACCUGUGACAAGAGCGGACAAUGGCCUACAGGAGUUUCUCUUCCUUCAUGCAAAUUGAUAUCCUGCACUUUACCCAGCCCACCUUCAAAUGGUUCAAUUGUUAGCAGCUCGACUUCUCCUGCUGGCCUGACCGUCUUUGCAUGCAACAAAGGUUAUAAACUGAAGGGUAGCAGUGUCACUUUAUGUUUGUCGAAUGGAAAUUUAUCAAAUCCAACACCGACGUGUUCAAGAGUCUCUUGCUCACUUUUGACUCAUCCAACAAAUGGAUCAGUCUCUCCAGGAGAUAACAACUUUGAAACAAUUAGGAACUACACUUGUAGUGACGGGUUCAAGUUGAUUGGUUUUGCUACAACUACUUGUCGCUUUAAUGGAAUUUGGUCCGCACCUCAACCAACUUGCCAACUAAUCACAUGUCCAGCUGUUCUGCCGUCGAUUGCUAAUGGUUACUUCAGUACGGUGUCGUCUAGCUUUACGAUUGGAGGUACAGCAAACAUAUUGUGCCUUCCAGGGUAUCAGCGAACAGGAGCAGCAGUAAUCACCUGUGACAGUAGUGGACAAUGGCCUGCCAGUGAUUCUCUUCCCUCAUGCAAAUUGAUAUCCUGCGCUUCACCUAGCCCACCUUCCAAUGGUUCAAUUGUCAGCAGCUCUACUUCUCCUAAUGGUGUGACCAUCUUUGCCUGCAAUAAAGGCUAUAAACUGGCGGGCAGCAGUGUCACUGUAUGUUUGCCGAAUGGAAAUUUAUCAAACUCAACACCGACGUGUUCAAGAGUCUCUUGUUCACUUUUGACACAUCCAAGGAAUGGUUCAGUCUCGCCCGGAGAUAACAACUUUGAAACAAUUCGAAACUAUACUUGUAAUGACGGGUUCAAGUUGAUUGGUUUUGCUGCAACUACAUGUCGCUUUAAUGGUGUUUGGUCUGCACCUCAGCCAACUUGCCAAAGCAUCACAUGUCCAGCUGUUCUGCCGUCGAUUGCUAAUGGUUACAUAAGCACGGUACCUUCUAGUUUUACGAUUGGAGGUACAGCGAACAUAUCAUGUCUUCCAGGAUAUCAGCGAACCGGAGCACCAGCAUUUACCUGCAACAGUAGUGGACAAUGGCCUACCAGUGAUUCUCUUCCUUCAUGCAAAUUGAUAUCCUGCCCCUUACCCAGCCCACCUUCCAAUGGUUCAAUUGUUAGCAGUUCUGCUUCUCCUAAUGGUGUGACCUACUUUGCAUGCAACAAAGGUUAUAAACUGACGGGCAACAGUGUCACUGUAUGUUUGACGAAUGGAAAUUUAUCAAACUCUGCGCCAACAUGUGCAAUGAUAUCCUGCCCUUUACCCAGCCCACCUUCCAAUGGUUCAAUUGUUAGCAGUUCUACUUCUCCUAAUGGUGUGACCGUCUUUGCCUGCAAUAAAGGUUAUAAACUGACGGGCAACAGUGUCACUGUAUGUUUGACGAAUGGAAAUUUAUCAAACUCUGCGCCAACAUGUGCAAGAGUCUCUUGUUCAUUUUUGGCACCUCCACAAAAUGGUUCAGUCUCGCCCGGAGAAAACAGUUUCGAAGCAACUAGAAACUUCACUUGUAAUGAAGGAUUCAAAUUGGUUGGUUUUGCCACAAUCACAUGUCUUCUGCAAGGUGUUUGGUCUGCACCUCAGCCAACUUGCCAACUGCGUGCCUGUCACCUUGCCGAUCAGAAGCUGAGUGAGACUGCCAGCAUGUUGGCUAUGCGUUAG
Sycon ciliatum is the source of this 2493-nucleotide messenger RNA. Its product is annotated as sushi, von Willebrand factor type A, EGF and pentraxin domain-containing protein 1-like. NCBI's taxonomy places the organism in Eukaryota, Metazoa, Porifera, Calcarea, Leucosolenida, Sycettidae. The coding region runs from base 1 to 2493 and encodes 830 amino acids. The transcript has 17 exons. The record is from RefSeq and is a predicted model, not a curated record.